Durio zibethinus is the source of this 1123-nucleotide messenger RNA. Its product is annotated as NAC domain-containing protein 83-like. Lineage: Eukaryota; Viridiplantae; Streptophyta; Magnoliopsida; Malvales; Malvaceae. Gene Ontology annotation, molecular function: DNA binding. The record is from RefSeq and is a predicted model, not a curated record. Gene Ontology annotation, biological process: regulation of DNA-templated transcription.
GAACAAGAGGAGUUUGUUUGAACUGUGGCAAUUGGAUUUCUUCUCCUCUCUGUAUAUAAGCAGCUUCCCUACAAUCCCAUUAAACCCACAAAAGUCUUCCUUUUGUUAGUUGCCUUUUCUUUCUCUCUCUCUCUCUUUGCACAUUCCAAUCCCACAUGGGUUACUUUGCUUGAUUUAAAUUAGCUAAGCUGGCUCUAGUUUGGUUGGUUGAUAUAUCAGAGAAGUACAACAUACAAACUUAAGCUAGCUGGUUGAGGAGGUUUCUGAGAAUUUGAAGCAUGGAAAGUCAAAACUUUGCUGCAAAUGGAGGGAUCAAGAUGCCCUUAGGCUACAGGUUUCGUCCUACAGAUGAAGAGCUUGUGGUUCAUUACUUGAAGAGAAAGGCCUUAAAUCUUCCGCUACCUGCUUCUGUCAUUCCUGAGUUUGAUGUUUUCCAUACUGAUCCUUGGAGCUUGCCAGGUAAUUUGAAAGAAAAUAGGUAUUUCUUUAGUACCAGAUAUGGUAAUGACGGUAACAACAAAUACAAGAGAGUAGAAGCUGGUUCUGGUUACUGGAAGCCCGUAGGCAAAGAGAAACCAAUUUUAGCUUCUGGAAGCAAUCAAGUAGUUGGGAUGAGAAAAGCUUUGAUUUUCCGUGAAAGGAACCCUUCUAAUGAGACUAAGACUCGAUGGCUCUUGCAUCAGUUUCACCUUGUUGGCUCUGUGGUAACUCUUAAUUUAACUCUGAUGUCCAAGAGGGAAUUGUUCAGAGAUUGGUUAGUUUUCCGGGUAUUUCAGAGGACGCGAAAAGUUAAAAAACAUGGAGUCAUUUCUAAUAAUAGUCAGAUUACUAGUGUGGUGACCGUGCCUAGUUGUAUCGAUUUUACAUUGGAAGACUGCUCUAUCUUUGGUCCUCCUCCUCCUCAACCAAGUUCACCAAGUUCAAGUGAAAUUACUGAGGAUUCUUCCAAUGGAUUAGAUCAGGAAGAAAGCAGUGCUUUCAUUAGUUCUUACUCAAAUGGUUGUAUAAGAAAGUAGUGAAAACAGUUCGCUAGACUUUGUAUCAGAUCUUUCUUAAGUGUUGUGCAAGAAAUGAAAAAUGCGCAAAAAGGAAAAAGAAAUGGAAAAUUUAACUGUUUCAAGGA